Molecule: messenger RNA, 2048 nt
Organism: Daphnia pulex (common water flea)
Lineage: Eukaryota; Metazoa; Arthropoda; Branchiopoda; Diplostraca; Daphniidae
Exons: 12
Coding region: 991-1719 (242 amino acids)
Source: RefSeq, a predicted model, not a curated record
UUUAAAAAGAAAAAUCAGUUUUCUUCAGCAAUUUACUCGUAAAUAAAGUAAACCUCUUACCACAAGAUGUGUUUCUUCGUCAUUGUUGCUGCUUACGCCAUUUUUUCAUCUUUAGCUGAUGCAUAUAAUCCAACAAAUAAGUAUACAGAAUUUCUAGAAUGGAAUCGUAAUUCAUCGCAAACUUCUGACAUCCCAACUCCAAGUGUAAAUAUUUUAACGGUUUUAACAGAAAAUGGUUUUACAACUUUUGUUGACUUAAUAAUCAAAAGUGGAUUGGAAGAAACUUUUUCUCAACCUGGACCAUUCGUCGUAUGGGCACCAACAAAUGAAGUUUUUUCUGCAAUUGAUCGUGAAACUUUCAAUUCAAUUUUGAUUGAUUCCAGUCUAUUGAAAGACAUUCUUACUUAUCAUCUGACAUUGUUUGGGCAGCCUUACACUCUUAUUUCUGCCAUAAAAGAUGAGCUAGCCCGACCAACAGUACAGGGUCAGGUAGUUCGCAUCAAUGUGUACCGUAAAAAAGGAUCUUCUUUUGCUUCAAAACGAUCUGUAACCGUCAAUGGAGCACUAGUGGUUAACACUUUUUCAGCAGGUGAAAGUAUUAUCUACGUCAUCGACAGGGUUCUAAACCCCAAGGAUUUGGAUUCUAGAAAUACAAAAAUUAAUUAUUUGAGAAAAAACCCAGAAUUAUCGAUUUUCUUAAAAAUCUACGAUACUCUUGGUUUCUCCGAAGACAGUUUUAAAUCUCCGAUGAAAACUGUGUUUGUUCCAACCAACGCUGCCUUCCAAGCUCUUCCUGCUAGUGAACUUGAAGCGCUGUUCGACAACAAAAAAGCUUUGAGAGCGUCAAAUUUCGGCUUAAGCUUUUCUUAUGCGCCGUUGCCUGUUUUACGAAAUUGUGUCUUCUGCUAUUUUGAUUGUGUUCCGCGUUAUUUGCAAUAGCAGACAACCCAAGCAGUUAAAUUUCACAUGUGAUCUCCAUUGUCGACCAAAAUGUCUAAGAAUUGCAGUUCAAGUAAAAGUAACGAAACUGGGCAUCAAAUUAAUGUAGACAGCAACUCGACGGAUGUUGGAAACCUUGCUAGAGGAUUUGAAAGAACAGUCGUCGUUUCAAAUGCAUCAUCGAUUCGUUUCCGAUUUCCCAUUACAAACCAGGUGCGUCCAGUGGGUCCAAUUCCAAGAAACUCAUCAUGGCAGUUGAUGAAUGACCAAGCCAUUCGUAACUCUACUACUAACCCCAACAUUAACUCAACACUUCUUCUAAAUAAUUACAAACCUGUAAAGCUAGUGCGUGUUGUUACACCAGGGAACACAUUGAGGUUAGGACAAACGCCCAACAUUAGACUAACGCAAAUUAGAGUAACAAACCCCAACGUGCAGCUCAAGCAACCACAACAAAAUAAGUCAUAUGCCUCUGCUGGACCAAUUGUUCUUUUCCGAGGGGAAAGUCGUGGCGAUCAUCGCCCAAUCGUCGACAUAGAUGCCCCAGAAGGAAUAGUAAAUUAUUUAGAUAGCGAUACUGACAAAACCCAUGUGAAUGAAAGUGGUCCUUCUACAUCAAACAGCAGCGAGUCGUUGAAGGGCAAGACGAAGACAAGAAACAGAUGGACAGAACCAGCUACGAAGAAAAUGUUGGAAGUUUACGAGGCUUUAAAAAAAACCGGAACUGUCGAAACCUCACAAAAGGAUGGCCUUGUGGACUGCGCUCAAUGUAUGGACUAAUUCAGUAAACUUCAAGGGCAAUACCGCUCUCGUUUGGACUUCAAGGGGAAAAACCUCGACCCAUGGGUACAUCAUGCUACUUUGCAACGGAUUGAAGGAAACAAAGCUGAAAACAGCAGUGCUUUCGUCCGGGAAACUGGGACCAAACGAAAAGAAGAGGCUGAUUAUCCAACCUCUGAUUUAGAUGAAGAAGACGAGUGCGGGUUAUCGAACUCAAAGAGACGGAAGACGCAGGUUCCAAAGAAAAAUGCUUAUUUUUUGAAAGAACUUAUUGAGAGGGAGAAGGAAGAAGCUGAAGAAAGAAGAAAUAGGUAUGAAGAACAAAAGAU